Molecule: messenger RNA, 657 nt
Organism: Glycine soja
Lineage: Eukaryota; Viridiplantae; Streptophyta; Magnoliopsida; Fabales; Fabaceae
Product: probable lysine-specific demethylase ELF6
Exons: 4
Coding region: 273-533 (86 amino acids)
Biological process (GO): chromatin remodeling
Cellular component (GO): nucleus
Molecular function (GO): histone H3K4me/H3K4me2/H3K4me3 demethylase activity
Source: RefSeq, a predicted model, not a curated record
AUAGUAAGAAAUCUUUUUCCUCAGCUUGGUUUUGAUAGCAUGGUACAUUGUUCAUUCCUUUCGGAUUAGAAGAAAUGAGAAGAUUGCAUGCUAUGUCAUUGUCAAAGGUGACAAGGCGAUGAAACUUUUGGAGAGUGGUUUGAAGGUGAAGGAAUAUGAACUUCUCAGAAGGAACUUCAGUGAUAUUGGUUGCUUAGGCUUUGACAUUUAGGAGCAUAUCGAUUUGGGAAUCAUUAACAUUUAGCCGAUUGGAGCCAGAGGGAAGGUUGGUUAUGGGAUUUAGAAAGCUUCAAGUGUCAUGCCAUCUGAUCAGGUUAACUCAGCACCUUGGUGAAUUUGUUGUGACGUUUCCAAGAGCUUAUCAUGUAGGAUUCAACCACGGUUUUAACUGUGGGGAAGCUGCUAACUUUGGAACUCCACAAUGGUUUAGAGUAACUAAGGAAGCUGUAGUGCGUAGAGCUACAAUGAACUAUCUUCCUACUUUCCCAUCAACUACUCUGGAUGUGCAAAGGUUGAAAAGUUAUAACCUCUAGAGUUAUUAUGAUGCUGGUAUCUAAAUCCAAAUCUUGUAAAUUCAUGGAUCUAAAUAGAAUAUUAAUACUACUGAGAAAAUCAAUUGUAUUGUAGAUAUGUUACAACUUGCUAGACACCUUAUUA